Messenger RNA from Arabidopsis lyrata subsp. lyrata, 835 nucleotides. RefSeq names its product 50S ribosomal protein L18, chloroplastic. Lineage: Eukaryota; Viridiplantae; Streptophyta; Magnoliopsida; Brassicales; Brassicaceae. Bases 147 to 659 code for a protein of 170 amino acids. Gene Ontology annotation, biological process: translation. The transcript has 3 exons. Gene Ontology annotation, cellular component: ribosome. Gene Ontology annotation, molecular function: 5S rRNA binding; structural constituent of ribosome. The record is from RefSeq and is a predicted model, not a curated record.
AGAACAACAGUCAGUGAAUUAAAAAAGUUAGGAAAGUUUAGGGUCCAAAAGAGAAAUAAAGCAAAUAUAUACACAGGAAAAAGGGGAUAAGGCAAAAAGGAUUUGCUUACACUUGAGCGAGAGCGAGAGCGAGAGAGUGAGAUAAAAUGGCGAGCGUGAGUGGGUGUGGUUCAGUGAGUCUGAUAACUAACCGCAGUACGUUCCUGGGAAGCGGACUUCAACACCGUGCCGUUUUCCUGAAACCAUGGUCGUCUUCUUCGCUUCAGUCUCGGUCCAUGGUUGUUGAAGCCAAAACCAAAACCAGCAGCGAAGACCGAAUCGCCCGCCAUUCUCGUAUCCGUAAGAAGGUUAAUGGUACGACAGAGAGGCCAAGGCUCUGUGUUUUCCGUUCAAACAAGCAUCUUUAUGUUCAAGUGAUUGAUGAUACCAAGAUGCACACCUUAGCUUCAGCUUCCACUAAGCAGAAACCUAUCUCUGAAGAGUUUGACUACACCUCUGGACCAACCAUUGAGGUAGCAAAGAAAGUUGGGGAAGUGAUAGCAAAAUCUUGCUUGGAGAAAGGUAUCACAAAGGUAGCUUUUGACCGUGGUGGUUACCCUUACCAUGGGCGUAUUGAGGCUCUUGCUGCUGCUGCGCGUGAACACGGUCUUCAGUUCUAACCGUCGUUUUCUUUCCUUCUUCCUUUAUGAGGAACAGCUUAUGAAUGUAGAGAACCCAUUUUCCCCAAUUGAAAUGUUGAAAUUUUUCUAUAAUUUUGAUAUAAGCCUAAACCAAGGCCCUGAACAAACAUGUAUUCAAACAUUUCACUAAAGUAUCAUAAGUUGCAUAACAACAA